AUUUGCCCGCUGAUAUCACAGACGAAGACUUUAAAAGACUAUUCGCUAAAUAUGGGGAGCCAGGAGAGGUUUUUAUCAACAAGGGAAAAGGCUUUGGAUUCAUUAAAUUGGAAUCUCGGGCUCUUGCAGAGAUCGCGAAGGCGGAGUUGGACGAUACCCCGAUGCGGGGCCGGCAGCUCCGCGUUCGCUUUGCCACACACGCCGCUGCCCUGUCGGUGCGGAACCUCUCGCCCUACGUGUCCAACGAGUUGCUGGAGGAAGCUUUUUCCCAGUUCGGUCCGGUGGAAAGAGCUGUUGUGAUUGUAGAUGAUCGAGGUAGAUCAACAGGAAAAGGCAUUGUUGAGUUCGCAUCAAAGCCAGCUGCCAGGAAAGCCUUUGAACGGUGUACUGAGGGGGUGUUUUUGUUGACAACCACUCCCAGGCCAGUUAUUGUGGAACCAUUGGAACAAUUGGAUGAUGAAGAUGGUCUUCCAGAAAAGCUUGCUCAGAAGAAUCCGAUGUAUCAAAAGGAAAGAGAGACUCCUCCCCGUUUUGCUCAGCCUGGCAGUUUUGAAUUUGAAUAUUCCCAGAGAUGGAAAUCUUUAGAUGAAAUGGAAAAACAGCAGAGAGAGCAAGUGGCAAAAAACAUGAAAGAUGCCAAGGACAAACUUGAAAGUGAGAUGGAAGAUGCUUAUCACGAGCACCAGGCAAACCUCCUGCGUCAAGACCUCAUGAGGCGCCAGGAGGAGCUGAGGCGGAUGGAGGAACUCCACAAUCAGGAAAUGCAGAAGCGCAAGGAAAUUCAGCUGAGGCAGGAGGAGGAGCGUCGCCGGCGGGAAGAGGAGAUGAUGAUCCGUCAGCGGGAGAUGGAAGAGCAGAUGAGAAGGCAGAGGGAAGAGAAUUAUAGUAGAAUGGGUUACAUGGAUCCAAGGGAGCGAGACAUGAGAAUGGGUGGUGCUGCCACAAUGAACAUGGGAGAUCCUUAUGCUUCAGCAGCCCAGAAAUUCCCACCUCUGGGAGGUGGUGGCGGCAUAGGUUAUGAAGCUAAUCCAGGAGUUGGCCAAGCAGCCAUGAGUGGUUCUAUGAUGGGAAGUGACAUGGUGAAGAUGAAAGCUGAGUGACACCGGAGUGCUCAUCCAUGGGAAUUGAGGAGCCGAGCAUGAGCACAUCCAGCACGGUGCCCAGUGGCGUGUGGAGGGACCAAGGGAACAGGUGGACGAAAGGAGAAGUCUGAUUGCAGUGAAGAGGAGCCAGGAAGAUACAAAUCUUAAAAAUAAAACAUUUUACUAUUUUUAUAAA
Manacus vitellinus (golden-collared manakin) is the source of this 1278-nucleotide messenger RNA. RefSeq names its product splicing factor proline and glutamine rich (gene SFPQ). Gene Ontology annotation, biological process: regulation of DNA-templated transcription. Gene Ontology annotation, cellular component: nucleus. The record is from RefSeq and is a predicted model, not a curated record. Lineage: Eukaryota; Metazoa; Chordata; Aves; Passeriformes; Pipridae. Bases 162 to 1100 code for a protein of 312 amino acids. Gene Ontology annotation, molecular function: RNA binding. The transcript is spliced from 11 exons.